Molecule: messenger RNA, 7221 nt
Organism: Mirounga angustirostris (Northern elephant seal)
Lineage: Eukaryota; Metazoa; Chordata; Mammalia; Carnivora; Phocidae
Gene: ZYG11B
Product: zyg-11 family member B, cell cycle regulator
Exons: 14
Coding region: 280-2487 (735 amino acids)
Cellular component (GO): Cul2-RING ubiquitin ligase complex
Molecular function (GO): protein binding
Source: RefSeq, a predicted model, not a curated record
AGUGAGGGCGGAGGCGGGACCAAACUCAGCUCGCCAGUGGGGGCGGGGCCUCGCGGGGGCGGAGUCUUGCGCUCCGGCUCGGGCUGCGGCUGCGGCUGCGGCUGCUGCCCUUCCAGCUUCUUAGGGAAGGAGGCCGAGGCCUGGGCCAAGCCCGGAGCCGCCGCUUCCCGGAGCCUCCUGGAGCCACCGCGCCGGCUCAGCCUGGGGGCGGGCUCAGGCCCGGCCCGCCGCCGAACCCAGGACAGAGGCUGCACGCCCGAGGACCAGGCCGGCGCAGCCAUGGAGGAAGCAUCUCCCUAUUCCUUACUUGAUAUCUGCUUGAAUUUCCUGACUACUCACCUUGAGAAGUUCUGUUCAGCAAGACAAGAUGGAACGUUGUGUCUACAGGAACCUGGAGUAUUCCCACAGGAAGUGGCUGAUCGACUGCUUCAGACCAUGGCUUUUCAUGGUCUACUGAAUGAUGGAACUGUAGGUAUUUUCAGGGGCAACCAGAUGCGCUUAAAGCGUGCUUGCAUUCGGAAAGCCAAGAUCUCUGCUGUUGCUUUCCGGAAAGCUUUCUGCCAUCACAAGUUAGUGGAACUUGAUGCUACAGGUGUGAAUGCAGACAUCACGAUUACAGACAUCAUCAGUGGGCUUGGCAGUAACAAAUGGAUCCAGCAAAAUCUCCAGUGCCUCGUGCUGAACUCAUUAACUCUUUCCCUCGAAGAUCCUUAUGAGCGGUGCUUCAGCCGGCUUUCUGGCCUUCGAGCAUUAAGCAUUACCAAUGUUCUCUUUUACAAUGAAGACCUCGCUGAAGUUGCCUCAUUGCCAAGAUUAGAGAGCCUGGAUAUUUCUAACACCUCAAUCACAGACAUCACAGCUUUGCUGGCCUGCAAAGACCGACUCAAGUCUCUAACCAUGCACCACUUGAAAUGUUUAAAAAUGACAACUACCCAGAUACUGGAUGUUGUUCGGGAACUAAAACAUCUGAAUCAUCUUGAUAUUUCAGAUGACAAACAGUUUACAUCAGACAUAGCUCUUCGCUUACUAGAACAAAAGGAUAUCCUACCCAACCUUGUCUCCCUAGAUGUUUCUGGGAGAAAGCACGUGACAGAUAAAGCUGUUGAAGCCUUCAUACAACAACGGCCCAGCAUGCAGUUUGUAGGUUUGCUGGCCACUGAUGCAGGUUACUCUGAAUUCCUCACCGGUGAAGGACAUUUGAAGGUGUCUGGAGAAGCCAAUGAAACUCAGAUUGCAGAAGCAUUGAAGCGCUACAGUGAGCGGGCAUUCUUUGUCCGGGAAGCUCUAUUUCACCUUUUUAGCCUGACUCAUGUGAUGGAAAAAACAAAGCCAGAAAUUUUAAAGCUUGUGGUUACUGGGAUGAGAAACCACCCUAUGAAUUUGCCAGUACAACUUGCUGCAAGCGCCUGUGUGUUUAACUUAACUAAGCAGGAUCUUGCUGCAGGAAUGCCUGUCCGACUCCUGGCUGAUGUGACCCAUUUGCUGCUCAAAGCUAUGGAACAUUUUCCCAAUCACCAGCAGUUACAGAAGAAUUGCCUCCUUUCACUUUGCAGUGACCGGAUCCUUCAAGAUGUUCCAUUCAACAGGUUUGAAGCCGCCAAGCUUGUCAUGCAGUGGCUCUGCAACCAUGAGGAUCAAAACAUGCAAAGGAUGGCAGUUGCUAUCAUUUCCAUCCUGGCUGCCAAGCUUUCUACAGAACAAACUGCACAGCUUGGUGCUGAGCUCUUCAUUGUCAGGCAACUUCUUCAAAUAGUGAAGCAAAAAACCAAUCAAAAUUCAGUGGACACUACUUUGAAGUUUACUUUGAGUGCACUCUGGAACCUCACGGAUGAAUCUCCAACCACUUGCAGACAUUUUAUUGAAAACCAAGGGUUAGAACUCUUCAUGCGGGUUCUAGAGUCUUUCCCAACUGAGUCAUCCAUUCAACAGAAAGUCCUAGGACUUUUGAAUAAUAUAGCUGAAGUACAAGAAUUGCAUUCUGAAUUAAUGUGGAAGGAUUUCAUAGACCACAUCAGUAGCCUCCUACAUAGUGUUGAAGUGGAAGUCAGUUACUUUGCAGCUGGGAUUAUUGCCCAUUUAAUAUCUAGAGGUGAACAAGCUUGGACAUUGAGCCGUAGUCAGAGGAAUUCUCUUCUGGAUGAUCUGCAUUCAGCUAUUUUGAAAUGGCCAACUCCAGAGUGUGAGAUGGUAGCAUACAGGUCCUUUAAUCCAUUUUUCCCAUUACUUGGCUGUUUUACAACACCAGGAGUCCAGCUAUGGGCAGUUUGGGCCAUGCAACAUGUCUGCAGCAAGAAUCCCUCAAGGUAUUGCAGCAUGCUGAUUGAGGAAGGAGGAUUGCAGCAUUUAUACAACAUCAAAGAACAUGAACAGACUGAUCCCCAUGUCCAACAGAUCGCUGUGGCCAUUCUGGACAGCUUAGAAAAACACAUUGUGCGCCAUGGCAGACCACCUCCCUGUAAAAAGCAGCCCCAAGCUAGACUAAAUUGAUAGCCAUAGGUAGUUGGAUAAUUGAAUCACAGGAAUCCUCUUUGUGAUAGGCUCAUUUGGAAUAUCUUAUCUUCUGUGAUGUUUUAGGGGUUUCUAUGACAAGAGUCAUAAGAUCAGUUUGGGAUUGAUGGUGUACAGUACUGCCAACGUGAACAGUCUCUAAUUUGUCUUGUGGUUUUUAACUUCUGAGGCAAGAAGGGUCUCUUCCUUCGUCAUUGCCUUUUAGGAAAUUUUCCACAUCUUUCUGUGUUUGAACUUACUGUGCUUGAAAUUCUACAGUUUUAUGAUAAAGUUUGCACGAACCCUUAGGCCAGACUUUUCUGAUCUUAAAGUCCCUUCCAAUCAAUUUGCAGCUUCAGAUAAGCUGUUAACCUGAUUUCUGGCACUGCUUCAGUUGUAAGUUUUAUACUGCUUCUGUAUAAAAUGCCUUUAUUCUCUGUCUGUGUACCUUUUAUAAGAUGUCCUUAGUGUGAAAGAAUGGAAAUCCGAGUCCUCUUUGAAAGCUACUCACUGACUGGAGCCUGGGUAGUUGGCAGAAAAAAUGUAUUAGAAAGAAAACUAGUAAGGGAGAAAAAAGAUUAGGAACUGGAGAAAGGUCUGCUCUUAUAGUUCUUAAACUGGAACAAGCUAUCCUUCUGGAACCCGUACUUCUCCUGAGGCAGUGAGCAGUAGCUUGUUCUUCAUAUUUAUUCCUGGGAGCAUGGGCUGCUGCUUCCUACACGGACUGCUGGUUACUCUCUAGAAAUAUUUCCCCAGGCAUCACAAUGUAAAAUAUUACAGCAUUCUGUGUUAAAGAUUAACUGUCUGAAUCUCUAUACAUCAUACUAUUGUGAAAAUGUGAAUUUUUAUAAAAUUGUCUCUUGUUAAAACUGACUUCUUUUCCCUCUAUUUCAAAGUCAUUUUGUUCAGUGAAAUAGAGACUACACAUGGUAUUACCUGCUCAGUUAAAAUACAGUUAACGACAGUAAAUUUUGUCACAAGAAGUUAAAUUUUCUUUUGUUUCAAAAUACAUGUAUUUUAUGUUCUCAUGUUGGAGAAAGAUGUCCACAUCUCACUGCCAAAAAUGAAUGAGAAGCACUAGGCUAUUAUUAAAUGUAAUGAUUCUAGUUGCGGUGCAUAAAAGGAAAUAUUUUUGAUGGGUUAUUUUUUAGACAGUUGCCUUUCCUUUAUGAUACCCAUUAUAGCAUAGUAAAGAAUCAGUUAUCAUUAUAUCAAUAAUGAAAGCUGGGAGGCAGCAAGUCACCAAGAAACUUAAUUUCCAUUUUAAAUUUUAGUUGGUGAGUGAGGUUAAUGACAAAUUUCAGAUGAUUGUGUUUUCUUCAUAGAUGGCCAAAAUGUUUUCAAUAGAGAGGUUUUUUUUUUUUUAAGAUUUUAUUUCUUUAUUUGACAGAGAGAGACACAGCAAGAGAGGGAACACAAGCAGGAGGAAUGGGAAAGGGAGAAGCAGGCUUCCCGUGGAGCAGGGAGCCCGAUGCGGGGCUUGAUCCCAGGACCCCAAGAUCAUGACCUGAGCCUAAGGCAGACGCUUAACGACUGAGCCACCCAGGUGCCCCUUCAAUAGAGAUUUAAAUGGUUUAAAUUAUGGUGAUUAUUUAGAAGCAUUUUUAUUUAGAAAGGAGCUGGCUUAUUAGUAUGCUGAUAACAUUUUUGACGUAUGUAUUUCAAACCACUAUCACAAAAGUCAUACUUGAAUUAUUUUGUACUCCUUCGCAGGGAUGAAAACUUAAACUAAAAGAAAAGAGGUAUUUAGAACCAUUAAAACCCAUAUUAUAUUCUGGGUUACUUCUGACUUGAUGGGUUUAAGGAAUUUUUAUAGGCUCAAGAUAAAUUUUCACAGAUUGUCUAUUUCAGAGGAAGUGGAAAAUUCUUUUAACUUUCCCUCUUUUUCCCAGAUUUUAAUGUCUAAGGCAAAAUGUAGAAAAUAUAGCUUGGAAGUUACUAGCUAUGUUGACUAUCUUCAGGUCUCUUAGCUUGCAUAGUUAAGGGAAAGCCUGUUUGAGAAGUUUGGCUUCAAGUUUCUCUUAUGUCUUGUUCAAGACAAAAGUGCAUGUUCCUUACACGCUAAUCUUAGGUUUUUAUCUUUACAAAUUGUUUUCAGAAAUAGCUAAAAAUGUACAGAAAACAAUAACUCCGUUCAUUAUUCAGAAUAACUUGAUAGAUGAAGGCUCAAAAAUAUUUAAAAUUAAUUCUAAACUUACUACUUUGAGCAUUGGUAAUGGUGGGAUAUUUCUGAGUCUUAAGAGCAAAAUAAUUGAUCACAUCCCAUAUAUAAAAAUGGUAGUGCCUUUGUGGUUGGGAUGGUUCUUAAAAUUGUGUAUCUAACUAAGGCACAGAAUUGUCUGUAAGGUCUUGAAUCUGGCUAAAAUAUAGUAGAUGUAUAUAUUGAAAUUAUGAGGCAUAACUGGCCUGUGUCUACAGUUAGAAUCUGUUAGGCCUCCCUUUUACAUGUGUAUACUGGAAUGUAAUAGUACUUGGUGCCUUCAAGGGUUACCUCUUCAGUGGCUUAGAGGUGCUAUUUCAAGCACAAUUUAGACUAGGGUUGAACCACUCAUUGCUCAAAUCACUGGUGCACUCAGAUGUUAUAAAAUGUCACUCCAUCAGUCCACAAGCAGCAGCAAGGUUUAGAUCUACCAAAGAAAAUGGAAUUAGACUUUUUAAAGUAUAAUUAUGCAUGUUGGUAUCAUUGAGUAAAACAAGAAUGGUCUGAAAUUAAAGCAAAAAUAAGGAAUCUCAUUCUUUCCAUCAAGUGAGUUUUGCUUGUGGUCUUUAUAUUCUAAAAAAUCAUUUUUCCUGUUGGCAGUUGAAAAGAAACAUAAAUCAAGUAAUAAUAAGGGGUUAAUUUAAUUUACCCUCUGGCCAAGGACUCAGUGGCUACUGAUCUUAGUUGAGGAUUUUUUGAAUUAUCAGACCCACAGUUCCAGGAAUUGACCUUAAAUAUUGCUACUCUUUAGCCCUAGAUAGAAAUGCCAUUUGGUAGCAAUAGUCCACUUAAUUACCCAAAGUGGAGGUGAGUCACCACAAAAGGGUGCUACGGGGAUUUAAUUUCAUGAUCUCUUUUGUUUGCAAACUUCCAAAGAAUCAAAGAUUCAUGUUUAAAACAUUAGUCUAUCCAGCCUAGAAAGUUGUUCUUACUAUUGAGACCUUUUGAGUUGGCCCUUUUUCUCCCUCAUCACUUUCAUUUGGCUGUAUGUUUAAUUAUGCUAUGUAUCAAGAGCGCAUUGGGCCAUCUUCUAGCCCUUUGGAACACAUUUUUAUGAAAACAUAUUUUAUGUGCUAACUUAUGAUAGAUUAAUGAAUGAUGGUUUUGACUUAGUAUUUUAAAAUGCAUGACCACCCAUAGAACACCAUGCAGCAGCAGUACCCAAAGUUGAAAAGAGGUCAUGAGUAAUGGGAAAACAAACUUAGUUUUGUUUUUGUUGAAACCCACCCCCCUCCUGCCCUCUACUGGUAUGUUUACACUAUUUGGUCAUUGUGCAGCUUUUAUUAUGGAAUAAACAGUAUUAUUAAACUGAAAGUCUAAGUUAAAAGCAGUAUCAUAAUAUCAGCGGACAUGGCAGUUUUAUCUGUAUGUUACUUGUUUGGGAACUUUAUAUGGGUAGGACUUCAGAGUACUGUACCAAGACAGCUUACAGAGCAGUUUUGUAAAACUUACAGUUUCCCUCUCAAAUCCAUUGUAGCAGUUUCAAAUGACUGUGUGGAUGUUGGAUGUUUAAUCUUUACCAUUUACUUUGUAUUGACACAUUUUUUAUUUUUAGUGUUAACUCAUGUACUACUUUAGGAAUAAUGCAAAUCCAGCCUUCAUCCAGUGAUGAGAAUAGCAGUAUAAUAGGAAUUUGCUGAAUGUGCUUUAAAUGGGUAGUUGCUUUAUCUUUUUUAGUAUCUCAUAGACUUUGCAUGACACGGUACACUCCUAAUUAUGCAUUCUUCAGUUUCCAAAUCUUAACCUAAGACAUUCUAUGUUAACUGAUUGGCAGCCUGAGAAAGAGCUUUCUCUGCCUGUUUCUCCCAUCACCCAAUUUUUUGGGGUAAAUUAUGGGAAAAUCAGUGCUAUUUCUCAUUUCUCUGGAUGAAGCAAGGUUUGUUUGGACGGCACAACCAAACUUUAGAGCUAGAUAGAAUGGCUAUUAAGAAUAUUUAGAAAAUCCACAUUGAUCAAAAUUAUUCUGGGAAAUCAUAAAUCUAGUUCAUUAAUAGUAUGUGCUUAACUUUGAACUUACUUUUGGGAAAACUGUUCAAAUGGGUUCUUUUAAGAUUAUUCUAAUCAGCUUAGAAGCAAGAAGCUACUUAGCUAAUGAAAGCUGAGAUACUUUCAUAAAAGCGAGAAAUUCUUGAGAGCAUUUUUUUUAAAAAUGGGAUAAUGUUAAUGUCAAGAUUUAUACUCAGAUAAUCUGCAAGAAUAAAAUUUUAAAAUCCUUGAUUUUUGUAGAAAUCCCACUGUCAAAUUCCCACGGACUUGUGAGAGAAAAGCUAUCUUUGCCUUGAAUUCUGAUGGAAGAGUUUAACUCCUUUCAAAGGAUAUGAAAAAUUCAUUGGGAAGUGUAAUGUGUUCAUUUCAAAGGCUCUCAGUUAUCUGGACUGAAGGCACUGUUCUCACUGUGGCCAGAUGAAUGGGAGUGUUCUGUACAUGAAUCAUGCUAUAUUUUAAAUCAGGACAUCACUUAGGUAUUAAUGUUGUGUGUGUACAGAGUUUUGUUUUGCAAUUUUUUUUUUGCCUAAAUAAAUGUAUAAAUUUUA